Molecule: messenger RNA, 1102 nt
Organism: Amphibalanus amphitrite
Lineage: Eukaryota; Metazoa; Arthropoda; Thecostraca; Balanomorpha; Balanidae
Product: beta-1,3-galactosyltransferase 4-like
Exons: 2
Coding region: 212-1102 (296 amino acids)
Cellular component (GO): membrane
Molecular function (GO): hexosyltransferase activity
Source: RefSeq, a predicted model, not a curated record
UGUCUCUGGUUAAAAAGCUAUGCAACAUAGCUCUAACAGUAAAAACACAUUCAUUAGGUCUUUUUAGAGGAAAAUGAUUUUUAAACCAUUUAAAAGCCAUCAGUACCACAUAAUCUUUUCCAUCUUCUAGCAAGCACAAUCAUGCCGAUAUCAAUCCUUUAAUGCAAAAGCUGCGGUCAGUUGUCACAUUACACGGCUCCUUAUCAGAAUUAUGGAAGAAUUGACUACGGAACCGCAGCCACCGCUGGCGGCCACAAGACUCCGAUCGGUCCGGUUAAAUGUGAAAGAUGGGAUUUCACGUAAGAGGGCUGGGUUCCGACGAGUCUCUAAUCGCUGCAUGAUCGCCUGGAUCGCGGCGCUGUGCUUCACCAUUAUGAUGAUGACGAGCAUCAGCAGCGUCAGUUCAUGGUCGCACACGCGGCAGAGGACCAGCGGCGGAGGCAUCGCCAGCUGGCUUCAGGCGGUUAAGACGCACGUCCGGUCGCUGGCAGCGCUAGGGCAGGCGUCCAGCAGCAUCACCAAACCUCCGUUAUACCCGCCUGGCUUCCAGCUCUCCAACCUCAACAACUUCACCUUCGUCAUCAACAACGACGUAUGCGGUAACGAUCCGGUCGACAUAGUGAUGGUGGUGACUUCAGACACGCGUCGGCCAUCGUGGCGGGCCAAAACUCGCGCAGCACUGCCGUCGUCCGUACUAGCAGAGGUGCGUGUGCGACGCGUAUUUCUACUGGCCGAGUUGGCGCCACCGGACAACAUCAGCCAAGAGUACGACCAAAGAGUGGCAGCGCUGCAGGCCGAGAACCAUGAGUACGAAGACCUCGUUGUAGGAAACUUCCGCGACGCCUACCGCAACCUCACCUUCAAACAUCUGAUGGGCCUGCACUGGGCUACCGCUUACUGUCCGCAGGCGCGCUUCAUUGCCAAGAUGGACCAUGACAUUGUGGUUGAUGUAUUUCAGCUGACACGUCGGUUGGCUGCGCUUUCCGGCUGGAGUGGCAGACUCGAACACAGCGAUAGGAACCGUGUACGGGGGCACAAAGCCCAUUCGGGAACCCCCAACCACAAAGUGGUACGUCUCGAAGGAGGAAUACCCGGAAGAUAG